UGCGCCAGAACGGCUGCUUCGCUCCCGGAAGUGGAGGGUCUGCACCGAGAGCGCCGCUGGGUCUGGGUGCCCGGAGGCAGAAGCAUUGGCGGAGCUCGCUUGUCCGCCCCCGACCGCCAUGUCGUCCUUCGACACCAACCCCUUCGCAGACCCAGUGGACGUAAACCCCUUCCAGGAUCCCUCUGUGACCCAGCUGACCAGUGCUCCACAGGGUGGCCUGGCGGAAUUCAACCCCUUCUCAGAGACAAAUGCAGCAACAACUGUUCCUGUCACACAGUUCCCUGGGCCCUCGCAGCCGGCGGUUCUCCAGCCUUCAGUGGAACCAACCCAGCCAACCCCCCAGUGUGUGUUGCUUAGACAGGCCAGCGAGUUCCUGCCUACCAGACUCCUGGCAGUGAGGGAGCUCUCAGAGAGGCAGAUGCUGCCAGGAGGAGAUAGUAUUCUCAGAGACAGCUACACGCGAAAGCUUCCGAAGGCCGUGGCCUCCGCAGCGCAGGCAAGCCUGCUCCGGCAGCAGGAAGAACUGGACAGGAAAGCAGCUGAACUAGAGCGCAAGGAGCAGGAGCUGCAGAACACAGUGGCCAACUUACACGUAAGAGAGAACAACUGGCCGCCCCUGCCCUUCUGGUGCCCUGUCAAGCCCUGUUUCUAUCAGGAUUUCUCAGUGGAGAUCCCUGCCGACUACCAGCGGAUAUGCAAGAUGCUGUACUAUCUCUGGAUGUUGCAUUCAGUGACUCUGUUUCUGAACCUGCUUGCUUGCCUGGCCUGGUUCUUAGUCGACAGCUCCAAGGGAGUGGACUUCGGCCUUUCCAUCCUGUGGUUUAUCAUCUUCACCCCCUGUGCCUUCCUUUGUUGGUACCGACCCAUCUAUAAGGCCUUCAGGUCCGACAACUCUUUCAGCUUCUUCGUGUUCUUCUUCAUAUUUUUUUGUCAAAUAGGGAUCUAUAUCAUCCAGUUGGUAGGCAUCCCUGGCCUGGGGGACAGUGGCUGGAUCGCAGCCCUGUCUACGCUGAAGCAAGACCACUUGGCUGUGUCAAUCAUCAUGAUGGUGGUGGCUGGCUUCUUCACCCUGUGUGCUGUGCUCUCACUCUUCCUUCUGAAGCGGGUACACUCCCUGUACCGCCGGACGGGGGCCAGCUUCCAGCAGGCCCAGGAGGAGUUUUCCCAGGGCAUCUUCAGCAACAGGACCUUCCGCAGUGCCGCCUCAUCUGCUGCCCGAGGAGCCUUCCAGGGGAACUAGUCCUCCUGACUCUCCUUCCUCUACCCCAGCCUUUUCUCUCGCCUGCCUUCUAGCUGCACUUUCCGUGGGUGCCUUAAACAGUGGUUAUGCCCAGCACAGACCUGGGAGGGUCUUGCACAGUCCUUCCUCCUUCCUCAGCUACCAGCUCUCCAUUCUGCCUGAGGGGAGGGGAGGGAGGGACAGGGACUUUUUUUUUUACACAAGAGAAAAAAGGAAAAAAAAAAGCUGUCUUUCCUUCUCCUGGUGGUGGUUUGGUAGGUUCAAAGCAGUGGGACUGUAGUUCACUUCCCCUUACACAGAUACAUGCACGCGUG
Messenger RNA from Lontra canadensis (Northern American river otter), 1554 nucleotides. RefSeq names its product secretory carrier membrane protein 2 (gene SCAMP2). Gene Ontology annotation, cellular component: recycling endosome membrane; trans-Golgi network membrane. The record is from RefSeq and is a predicted model, not a curated record. The coding region runs from base 119 to 1240 and encodes 373 amino acids. The transcript is spliced from 10 exons. NCBI's taxonomy places the organism in Eukaryota, Metazoa, Chordata, Mammalia, Carnivora, Mustelidae. Gene Ontology annotation, biological process: protein transport.